Python bivittatus (Burmese python) is the source of this 1329-nucleotide messenger RNA. The record is from RefSeq and is a predicted model, not a curated record. NCBI's taxonomy places the organism in Eukaryota, Metazoa, Chordata, Lepidosauria, Squamata, Pythonidae.
AUGGCCCAACAAGAAGAAGAAGAAGAAUCGGUGACUCUGGAGAAGAUCGACUCCCGGGACCCUCUCACCAAAGAGAUUGAUUUGGUGGAAAGAGACCCCAGGCAGAUCAACCAAGAGGUGGUCAAGGUAGACUUUGAAGAUGUGAUUGCUGAGCCGGAGGGCACCCACAGCUUUGAUGGAGUGUGGAAAGCCAGCAAUACCACCUUUACCGUCAGCAAGUACUGGUGCUACCGGAUUCUGUCGGGGGUGCUGGGGGUGCCCCUCGCCUUGCUCUGGGGCUUCCUCUUUGCCUGUGUUUCUUUCUGCCACAUCUGGGGGGCCGUGCCUUGCAUCAAGAGCUACUUCAUAGAGGUGCAGUGCUGUGGGCGCUGCUAUGCCUUGUGCAUUCGUACCUUCUGCGACCCCCUCUUUGAAGCGGUGGGAAAAGUUUGCAGCGACGUCCGAGUGGCCCUGCGCAAGGAACGCGCGAAGGACUGAGUCCUCUCCUUUGGAUCAGGACAGGAUUCUGGCUUCAUCUUCCUUCACUUGACCCACUCAGGUGGGAUAGUAGCUCAGCUGGAAUCCUGAGUCUCUCAAUCUACCGACCGAGGUGGAAGCAACCUGGCUGAUGGAACUUUAAUUCCCUGCCCCCAACAAAUUACUCCCUCUUUUGGAUUAGCCAGUUGUUAAGGUGGAAAAAAACAUACACACUACACUCUAAACAUCUCUCUCUUAUUCUCUCCCUCACUCAUAGACACACACACACACACACGUGUCACAACUUAGUGGCAAGUUCUUCUACAGAAGCCCUAUUGAAAUAAGUACCUGUGCAGGAGAAUAGCUAUAAGAGUUCUGCAGGGAAGCCACAACAAGCACUUGGCCUGGGGGUCAUUUCAGCACCUUAGCUUCCCCGUCCUGGCACCUUCCAGAUGUGCCACGAUGACAGUACCCAGAAUUUUCCAGCAGCCUGGCUGCAGAAUUCUGUAAGUUGCUGUUCCAAGGGAUGUGGAGGGGGCCAGUUGGAGUAAAGCUAUCAUAUCUGGGAUACACAAUUCCAAUAUUGCCCUAAAUUGGAAAAAGUUGAUCUAUUCUUCUAGGAAGCCAUUUCAGAGAAGCUCUGAGUACAGCACUAAAGCCUUACAUCUCACAAUUUUAUUCCUCUCUCUCUGGCAUUUACUAUAUUAUAGUUUUAGCCAACUCAUCUCACAUCACCACUGUGGUACCUUUUCUUUGAAAUCAGCCUGUAGACAUAAAAUUAGUCAAUCAGUGCUGCUUUUUCCUAAGCCUUAAUGCUAAUUCCUGCUUUGAACCAGACACUGACCAUUUUCUAAAAUUAAAAAACAAUAAAUG